UCCCAUGCCCUCCCCCUCCUGUCCAUCAUCUGUCAUUGACCAAUCACAUCCUCAGUCAGUGAGUCCCCGUGACAACCUGUUGUUAGGCAACACGGUCGAGCAAGACUCAGAAGAGGAGGUGGAGGAGCAAGUGGAGGAGCGAGAGGAGGAGGAGGAGGAGGAGCGAGAGGAAGAGGAGGAGGAGUUUGCUGCCCGCUUGUACUCACCUGUAACACAUGAACAACAAUCCAAUCAUCACGGCUCCACGCUGCCGCCGGUCCCGCCCCCUCACCGACAGCAGCCCUCGAUAACGGCGCUCAACCAGUCGCUGGGCUCCACGCACCACGCUGGACACUCCCUGAACUCCACGCGGCAGCUAACUCCUCCCACUGGAAGCCCGGCCCCCGUGGCCGGCCAAUCACCAGCCGAGCUGCAGACCACGCCCCCCGAGAGCGUCCCGCUGCAAGACAGCUGGGUGCUGGGUAGCAAUGUGCCUCUGGAGACAAGGCACUUCCUUUUUAAGACAGGUACAGGCACCACCCCCCUCUUCUCCACAGCGACUCCUGGCUACACCAUGGCGACAGGCUCGGUGUAUUCCCCACCCACCAGGCCGUUGCCCAGGAAUACGCUGUCCCGCUCCGCCUUCAAGUUCAAGAAGACCCCAAAGUACUGCUCAUGGAGGUGUACAGCCCUCAGUGCUGUUGGACUGUCUGUGCUGCUCUCUGUCCUGCUCUGUUACUGCAUAGCGAUGCACCUGUUUGGUCUGAAUUGGCAGCUUCAGGAGAGCGAGGGAUACGGGCCGUUUGAAAACGGAGCAGUGGGCAGGGAUACGACCCCGAACACCUUCAUGGUGUCAACAGACAACGGUAAAAUGUUUCUGCUCGAGAACAACACCAUAGACAUAGGAGAGGUGGACGUGGGGAGAAGAGCCAUACAAGACGUUCCACCAGGAGUGUUUUGGAGGUCGCAGCUCUACAUUGACCAACCACAGUUUUUAAAAUUCAACAUUUCUGUCCAGAGAGACGCUCUGGUCGGGGUGUACGGUCGUAAAGGUCUCCCGCCGUCACACACACAGUAUGACUUUGUGGAGCUGCUGGACGGCAGUCGCCUCAUUUCCAAAGACAAGCGGGCGCUCAGUGACGUGGAGGCAGGAAACGCACGCCCCCCCACAGGUGAACACGAGGAAGAAUCCGUAACGCGACACACUCGCUCCGUGAACGUUCACGAGGCCGGCUUCAUCCAGUAUCUCGACACUGGAAUCUGGCAUCUGGCCUUUUACAACGACGGCCGCAACACGGAACAAGUCUCCUACAAUACCAUCAUCAUUGAGUCAAUUAUGGAGUGUCCUCAGAAUUGUCAUGGCAACGGAGAUUGUCUCUCAGGAAUAUGUCACUGUUUCCCAGGAUUUCUUGGGCCUGACUGCUCUCGAGCGGCCUGUCCGGUGCUGUGCAGCGGGAAUGGCCAGUAUUCCCGCGGACGCUGCCAGUGCUACAGCGGCUGGAAAGGCACCGAGUGCGACGUUCCCACAAACCAGUGCAUCGACAUCCACUGCGGAGGCCACGGAAUCUGCAUCAUCGGCGCCUGCAUCUGCAAUACUGGUUAUAAGGGCGACAACUGUGAGGAAGUCGACUGCGUGGACCCCAGCUGUUCGGCUCACGGCGUGUGUAUCCACGGCGAGUGUCACUGUCAGCCGGGAUGGGGCGGAGCCAGCUGUGAAAUCGCCAAGGCCAUGUGUCCGGACCAGUGUUCGGGUCACGGAACCCACAACGCGGAGACCAGCACCUGUGCCUGCGAUCAGCACUGGACUGGGCCCGACUGCUCGUUAGAGGUGUGUGAAGUGGACUGCGGCAGUCACGGCGUGUGUUACGGCGGCGUGUGUCGCUGUGAGGACGGCUGGACGGGGACCGUGUGUGACCAGAAGGCCUGUCACCCGCUGUGCAGCAAGAACGGCGUGUGCAAGGAAGGGAAGUGUGAGUGUGACCAGGGAUGGACAGGGGAGCACUGCAACAUUGCUCACAAUCCGGACAUUAGAGUAAAAGGAUAUAAAGAGGGUUGCCCGGGGCUCUGCAACAACAACGGACGCUGCACCCUGGAGGCCAGUGGCUGGCACUGCAUCUGUCAGUCGGGAUGGCGAGGGGCGGGGUGUCACGUCGCCAUGGAAACGAUCUGUACCGACGGAAAGGACAACGAAGGAGACGGCCUGGCCGACUGUAUGGAUCCGGACUGCUGUUUACAACCUUCCUGUCAGAAUCAGUUGUACUGUAAAGGGUCACCUGACCCGGGGGAGGUGCUCGGCCAGUCUCUGUCCUCAUUGGCUCCUCAGCAGGCUGCGAGGUCGUUCCAUCAGCGCAUUCACUUCCUGGUCGGUCCUGAAUCCACUCACGUUAUCGCCGGAGAGAGUCCGUUCAACAGAAGUUUGGUGUCGAUCGUCCGUGGUCAGGUGUUGACGGCUGAUGGAACUCCUCUGAUCGGCGUCAACGUGACGUUUGUUCAUUUUCCUGAACACGGAUUCACCGUCACACGCAGGGACGGCAUGUUCGAUCUCUUGGCGAACGGCGGAGCGUCUCUGACUCUGAGCUUCGAGCGCGCUCCGUUCAUCGCUCAGUACAGGACGGUGUGGGUGCCGUGGAACGUCUUCUACGUGAUGGACACGCUGGUCAUGAAGAAGGAGGAGAACGACAUCCCCAGCUGCGACCUGAGCGGAUUCGUCCGCCCCAGUCCCGUCAUCGUCGCGUCCCCUCUGUCUACGUUUUACAGGAGUUCCCGCGAGGACGGCCCCAUCGUCCCCGAGACACAGGUUUUACAGGAAGAGACCUCGAUACCAGGCAGCGACUUGAACCUCAUCUACCUGAGCUCGAGGGCGGCGGGCUACAAACCCGUCCUCAAAGUCACCAUGACGCAAUCAUCGAUCCCGUUCAACCUCAUGAAGGUUCACCUGAUGGUGGCAGUAGUGGGUCGACUUUUCCAGAAAUGGUUCCCCGCUCAACCCAAUCUGUCCUACACCUUCAUCUGGGACAAGACAGACGCUUAUGGACAACGUGUGUAUGGACUCUCUGAGGCUGUGGUGUCCGUGGGCUUUGAGUACGAGUCCUGCCUCGAUCUCAUCUUAUGGGAGAAGAGGACGGCCGUUUUACAAGGCUACGAGCUGGACGCGUCCAACAUGGGGGGGUGGACGCUGGACAGACAUCACAUCCUGGACGUACAGAACGGUAGGUGCCAAUUAAAAAAAGAAAAUACGCAGAACCGACUAAAUCAUCUCUAUUAAUAAUAAUUAAUUGAUUGUGUUAAUGCAGAAUUGAAUUUAAAGAAGUAAAGCAAGGUAAUAAAAAAGUGUAUGUUUAAAGAUCAUGUUAUACUGAUCUUGUA
Molecule: messenger RNA, 3345 nt
Organism: Solea senegalensis (Senegalese sole)
Lineage: Eukaryota; Metazoa; Chordata; Actinopteri; Pleuronectiformes; Soleidae
Product: teneurin-3-like
Exons: 23
Coding region: 5-3244 (1079 amino acids)
Biological process (GO): heterophilic cell-cell adhesion; neuron development; signal transduction
Cellular component (GO): membrane; neuron projection
Molecular function (GO): protein homodimerization activity; protein heterodimerization activity; cell adhesion molecule binding
Source: RefSeq, a predicted model, not a curated record